Puccinia graminis f. sp. tritici CRL 75-36-700-3 is the source of this 450-nucleotide messenger RNA. RefSeq lists its product as uncharacterized. The transcript has 5 exons. Bases 1 to 450 code for a protein of 149 amino acids. NCBI's taxonomy places the organism in Eukaryota, Fungi, Basidiomycota, Pucciniomycetes, Pucciniales, Pucciniaceae. The record is from RefSeq and is a predicted model, not a curated record.
AUGGAAUCACCUGUUAUCAAGGCAAUCUAUCCUCUUGAUGGUAAGAUUCACGAGACUGGUAGCAGAACCCGCUUUGAAGCAACGCACCAAAAUUCAGUUGGGGUUCAAUUGGGCGUCGAUCAAUAUGGUAAGGCGACACUAAACCGAGCUCAAUCCAUUAGAUACCACGGUUCUACUGCUCCGCAUGUCUCAGCUUCGGGCGUCCAUACCUCCGAGCUUGACCUCACAAUGAAUGAGGAUAGUUGUUUGAAGCAUGGGGUCGCUCGCUCUUUAUAUUUUGCUGCCCUGAUUGAGUUUGAUAGUGCGGCGGACAGGUCUUUUGAAGCUAGCUUGAUUGUCGAAACACAGUCUCAAAAGGAGCUACCUUUCAAAUUGUGGUCUAUCCCAAAGACAUGGGUCUUAGAUUACGACGGAAAAACAGAGCUUGGGCAGUUAAAUUUGAGCACAUAA